Scatophagus argus is the source of this 2140-nucleotide messenger RNA. It is a transcript of the gene gnl3, whose product is annotated as guanine nucleotide binding protein-like 3 (nucleolar). Gene Ontology annotation, cellular component: nucleolus. Gene Ontology annotation, molecular function: GTP binding. The transcript is spliced from 15 exons. Lineage: Eukaryota; Metazoa; Chordata; Actinopteri; Scatophagidae. The record is from RefSeq and is a predicted model, not a curated record. Bases 127 to 1785 code for a protein of 552 amino acids.
CUCCAGCUCAGUAGGUGGCGCUACAUGCGCUGACAAAAGCGGAAGUAACAAAACGUCAAAUUUGUGCACUUCUCCACGUGUGGGAGCAAAGCGGAGCAGUCACAUUGGCAGAUCCACAGCGCAGCGAUGAAACGACCAAAGUUGAAGAAGGCCAGUAAGCGGCUCUCGUGUGCCAAACGUUAUAAAAUACAGAAAAAGGUCCGAGAGCAUAACAAAAAGCUGAGAAAAGAGGCAAAGAAGAAAGGAGUGCGCACACGAGUGAAAAAGGACCCUGGCGUGCCCAACAGUGCUCCCUUCAAAGAAGAAGUCCUCAGGGAGGCAGAGCAGAGGAGGCUUCAGAUAGAAGAAGAAAAACAAAGAAAGAAAGAAGCUAAAAAGGAGGAACGAGCCCAGAAGAGAAAAAAGGAGAAAGAGGCUGAAAGUAAAGAAACAGAACCCAAUGCCAAGAAGGCUCGGCAGGAUGAGGUUAAAAACCGUUCAGAGAAAAAGAUGGCUCCAGACAAGACCUCAAAACAGUACCUUUGUUCUGAAUUAAAUAAGGUAAUUGAUGCGUCUGAUGUAGUGAUAGAAGUCCUUGAUGCUCGCGAUCCACUGGGGUGCAGGUGUCCACAGCUGGAGGAGGCCGUGCUGCAGAGGGAAGGCAACAAGAAACUGCUUUUGGUUCUAACCAAAAUAGAUCUAGUACCAAAGGAAAAUGUGGAGAGAUGGAUCCAGUGUUUACAGCUCGAGUUUCCAGUUGUGGCGUUCAAGGCAUCAACACAGAUCAAGGACAGAACAGUGCAAGGCAAGAAGAGCAGGAUAGUGGCCUCCAAUGAAGUCCUAGACAUAUCCAGAGGAGCAUCCUGCUUUGGAAGCAGUUGUCUCACUGAGCUCCUUACCAGUUUGGCUGCUAACACAAAGGAUGAAACUCAACUUAAAGUGGGCGUAGUUGGUUUUCCUAAUGUGGGGAAGAGCACCCUCAUCAACAGUAUGAAAGGGAUCCUUGCUUGCAAUGCUGGUGUAAAGAGAGGCAUCACAAAAUCCAUGCAGGAAGUGCACAUCUCGAAGAGUGUGAAGCUAGUAGACAGUCCAGGAGUUGUGGCCUCACCAUCCAACCCACUGGUCUCCAUGGCUCUGAGGAGCCUACAGGUGGAGGAGGGCCAGGACAGUGUGCUGGAGGCUGUCAGGACUCUGCUCAAGCAGUGCGACAAGACUCAGAUCAUGCUUCAGUAUAAUGUCUCCGACUUCAGAAACUCUCUGGAGUUUUUAAGCUUGCUCGCCAAAAAGCGUGGAUAUCUGCAGAAGGGCGGAGUCCCGAACACAGAGCAGGCAGCCACAGCUUUUCUUGCAGAUUGGACGGGAGCCAAGCUGAGCUACCACUGUAAGGCACAGGAGAACCGCAGCCUCCCCGCCUACAUGUCCGAUGUUGUAGUUGCUGAAAUGCAGAACGGCUGGGAUCUUCAAAAACUGAAAACGGGCAACGAGGAAACUCUGAAAGGGGUUAAAUUCCCAAGCCUGGCCAGCAGUAUAAGUUUCACCUCUAAAGGCCCGACUGCAGGCGUGCUAAGUGUCAGCGACAUCUCUGAGGGAAAACCAGAUGCUGCAGCCACGAGGAGAGAACCGGACGUGAAUGAUGAGAAUGAGCCUGAACAAACUACUGAAGAGGCAAAUGAAGCUGGAGAACCUGAGAAACCACAGAAGUCGUCACUCAAAAAAAAACCAGUCCGUGUGCAGUUCCAGUCUGUCCCCACUGACACCAGCCUCUCUGCAGAUGACGCCUACGACUUCAACGCAUUUUUUAAAUGAGAAUUGCAUGUGGACAUGCAGACCUGCCUUUGCCAACAUACACGAACAUGCUGACAAAGAGUCACUGUCAGACAGAAGUUGAAUCAGAACAGAGUGGGACAGUGUCCAGACAAGGACUCCUCGAGUCAUUUGACUCCACUGAAAUCUGUAUGUCCAAGACUAACGCCUGCCCAGGAAAUGGACUUCAUUAAGUGGGUAUAUGUAUUACAUCCACUGACUUUUUUUCCGCUGACUUUCAGGAUUGCCUGUUUUUAAAUGUCCAGAGGUCAUUUGUAAUAUUGUUCAUGCUGAAUACUGUACAGAGACAACCUACUAUAAAUGUAAUAAACCCUCUGCAAAGUUUUAAUCUUUUUUA